UGGUCAUCUGUACUAUGUCCGCAGUCUCUUGUCAUCUCCUGUACUGUGUCCGCAGUGUCUGGUUAUCUCCUGUACUAUGUCCGCAGUCUCUGGUCAUCUCCUGUACAAUGUCCGCAGUCUCUGGUCAUCUCCUGUACUGUGUUUCAGUCUCUGGUCAUCCCCUGUACUAUGUCCGCAGUCUCUGGUCAUCUCCUGUACUAUGUCCGCAGUCUCUGGUCAUCUCCUGUACAAUGUCCGCAGUCUCUGGUCAUCUCUUGUACUAUGUCUGCAGUCUCUGGCCAUCUCCUGUACUGUACUAUGUCCGCAGUCUCUGGUCAUCUCCUGUACUAUGUCCGCAGUCUCUGGUCAUCUCCUGUAGUCUGCAGUCUCUGGUCAUCUCCUGUACUGUGUCCGCAGUCUCUGGUCAUCUCCUGUACUGUGUCUGCAGUCUCUGGUCAUCUCCUGUACUGUGUCCGCAGUCUCUGGUCAUCUCCUGUACUAUGUCCGCAGUCUCUGGUUAUCUCCUGUACAAUGUCCGCAGUCUCUAGUCAUCUCCUGUACUAUGUCUGCAGUCUCUGGUCAUCCCUGUACUAUGUCCGCAGUC
Molecule: messenger RNA, 583 nt
Organism: Staurois parvus
Lineage: Eukaryota; Metazoa; Chordata; Amphibia; Anura; Ranidae
Source: the annotation of a GenBank genome assembly